CCCACAUUUACAUACUCAUUUUUAUUUUUUUGCUUUUAAAGAAAUACAAUACCAAGGCACAAAUUGGUUUCCUCUUUUAAACCUCAAUUAUCAUCCAUUUUGCUUAAUUUCUUCUAGCCUUGGUUUGCUUCUCAACUCCACAGAAGGUUCUCUUACCGGGUCAGAACAAGGUAGAUGCAACCCAAGUGUCCAUUGAUGGAUAAAUGCAUUAAAAUGUAGUAGACACUGUAUACAGUCAGCCUUCGGUAUCCACAGGUUCCCCACCCUCAGAUUCAAUCAACAGCAGAUGGAAAAUAUUUGAAAAAACAAGUUACGUUGCUGCUGACAUGUCCUCUAUAGUUAGGCCUAUUCGUGGCUCAUCUGAAACUCAACUUUAUUUGCACCUCUGGUGUUUUUAUUUGCUAAAUCUGGCACCUCUACUUGGGGUUAGUUUAUUAAUAUCUGCUUUCUGAGCACCAUCCUGUCCUAGGUGUUGGGGGUGGAAACCCGGGAGCUGAAGGAAAAGAUAGUUCCAGUCUUCAGAGAGUUUAUAGUCUGGUUUCCCAGAGAAAUCUGCCACCACAGGCCAGUUAUGACAUUGGCCUGCAGGUCACUUGAGACACCCCUGCCCUGGGGAGUCUGAUUCCUUUGGUUUGAAGAGAGAUCCAGAUGCCCGUGGUUUUAACAAGAGCCCCGGGUCAUUCUCCCGCUGCGGUGAGUCUGUGGAACUCUGGCAGGAGUGGCACUGGCGGCAUCUGACAAUGCUUGGCUGAAAGUCACUUUGCCAGUUACAGCCCAUUGAGGCAGCUGCAGACCUCCACGCUUGCAGCACCCAUUCGAAACCACUGGGACACAUUUUGCAGCGGCGGUCAUCUUUAAACUCUCAACUUGGGCAUCAGAACCUUGUGUCACAAGAAGCGAUGCUGCCCCGAUGGGAACUGUCUCUUUACCUGCUUGCUUCACUAGGCUUCCACUUCUAUUCUUUCUACGAGGUUUACAAAACCUCCAGAGAACAUGAAGAGCAAUUGGACCAAGAAUUUGACCUGGCGAUUGGCACUUUGCUUGGAGGAUUCAAGAAGAGGGUCCUGGGAAUCACCUUUAACAAAGACACUUAUUUGGAGAACAGCAAUGAGACCAGCCACGCUGGAGGGGAGAGCGACCAGACCGACUUCGAGUGGAGCUUCUGGAUGGAGUGGGGGAAGCAGCGGCUGGUGUGGCUCCUCCUCGGCCACCUGGCUGUGUCGCAAAUGGCCAACCAGAUUGCAAGGAAGCACAGACCCUGGUUCCUCACCGCCUACGGGAUGUGGGCCUGCUGGUGUGUGCUGGGGACCCCAGGAACGGCCAUGAUCUUCCUCCACACCGUCAUCUCCUUCUGCGUAGCCCAGUUCCGGUCACUGUUCCUGUCAUGGCUCUGUUCUCUCCUCCUGCUCUCCACGCUGAGGCUGCAGGAUGUGGAGGAAAUUAAGAGAGGGUGGUACAAGACAGAAAACGAGUACUACCUGCUGCAGUUCACGCUGACCGUCCGCUGCCUGUACUACACCAGCUUCAGCCUCGAGUUCUGCUGGCAGCAGCUGCCCUGCGGGCGCACCUUCUACUCCUUGCCCUGGAUGAUGGCCUAUGUCUUCUAUUACCCAGUCUUCCACAACGGGCCCAUCCUCAGCUUCCCCGAGUUCAUCGGACAGAUGCGGCAGCCAGAGCAGUGCCCACUGAGGCUCAGCCUGCCCGUCCUGGCCCGGGGGCUGGGCCGCCUCUUCGUCUGCUGGUGCUUGGCCGAGCUGAUGGUGCACCUCAUGUACAUGCACGCCUUCUACGGCAGCGCCCCACUCCUGAGGGCCGUCUCCUGCUGGACCCUCG
Molecule: messenger RNA, 1833 nt
Organism: Myotis brandtii (Brandt's bat)
Lineage: Eukaryota; Metazoa; Chordata; Mammalia; Chiroptera; Vespertilionidae
Product: protein-cysteine N-palmitoyltransferase HHAT
Exons: 8
Biological process (GO): protein palmitoylation
Cellular component (GO): endoplasmic reticulum
Molecular function (GO): palmitoyltransferase activity
Source: RefSeq, a predicted model, not a curated record